Molecule: messenger RNA, 2338 nt
Organism: Adelges cooleyi (spruce gall adelgid)
Lineage: Eukaryota; Metazoa; Arthropoda; Insecta; Hemiptera; Adelgidae
Gene: Alg9
Product: alpha-1,2-mannosyltransferase ALG9
Exons: 14
Coding region: 275-2077 (600 amino acids)
Biological process (GO): protein N-linked glycosylation
Cellular component (GO): endoplasmic reticulum membrane
Molecular function (GO): alpha-1,2-mannosyltransferase activity
Source: RefSeq, a predicted model, not a curated record
UAACAUUUGCUCUAGCGGUCGUUCUUUUUAAUGUUUUUUACCAAUUAUUAUUAUGUAUGAAUAUGUAAUGCAAUAAUAAGUUGUUACAUAGGUACAACAUAAUAAUUUGCACUUCUUUGCAACUUCAAAGUUAAUAACUAUUACUGAAAUGCUAUAUUAAUACAAUGCCUGAACAACAAGACAGUAUUAACUUGCUGAAUUAGAAAAAUAUAUAUCAAUAAUUAUACUUUAAUUAGGUAUUCAAUUUUUGUUGCUUAUUUCUAGUCAAAAUAGUAUGCCACCAAAAUUAAGUAACAUUAAAAAGGCAAAUAUGAAACGCAAGGCUGUUAAAAAUAAAACUAAUGAGGAGAUUGGAAGUACUGAAACCUGGUUAAUGUCUUUUGAUGCUCCAUUUAAAAUUAUUUUGUCAGCAAGGUUUUUUGCUGCAUUUCUAGUUCAUAUUACAGAUUGUGAUGAAACAUUUAAUUAUUGGGAACCUACACAUUAUUUUAUGUUCAAAAGUGGAUUCCAAACAUGGGAAUAUUCCCCGACAUAUGCAUUAAGAUCUUAUUUAUACAUACUCAUGCAUGCAGUUCCUGUAUAUUUAUAUCAAUCAAUUUUUAGUACAAGAAAAUUAAUGUUAUUUUACAUGGUUCGUUGUAUGCUUGCUUUGAUUUGUUCGUUUUGUGAAAUUUAUUUUUAUAGAGUCUUACACCAGAAGUUUGGUUCGUAUCUUGCGAAAUACUAUUUGAUUAUUUCUGUGUUUAGCCCUGGAAUGUUUAUUGCAUCUGCUGCAUAUUUACCUUCAAGUUUUUCUAUGUACAUGACAUUUUUAUCUAUUGGUGCUUGGUAUAGUGACAAUUUCGAGUUUGCUAUUUUUACAACUGCCAUUUCUACAUUUCUGAGCUGGCCAUUUUCUGGUCUUAUUGGGUUUCCAUUGGCAUGUGAUAUCGUUUUGAGGCAAAAAAAAUAUGGUUUAUUUAUUAAAUGGUGCCUGAUAUCUUUAGCAUCAAUUUUGACUUACCAAAUUGCUAUAGACUCAUAUUUAUAUGGUAAAGUUGUAAUAGCACCUUUUAACAUCGUAUUUUAUAAUAUAUUCACCAGUCAUGGACCAGAUAUUUACGGCACUGAACAUUGGAGUUUUUAUAUAUAUAAUGGAAUUUUGAAUUUUAACGUUGCUUUUAUACUUGUAAUAAUUGCCCCGUUUUUAGUAAUAUUGAAUAAGAUUCUUAGUAUAACAGGAUGCAGAGUUUUAAAACAAUAUAAGAAUAAUAAACAAAUCAAUAAAUGGAUUUUGUAUUUAUCCCCACUUUAUUUAUGGAUGACAAUAUUUAUAGUACAACCUCAUAAGGAAGAACGAUUUCUGUUUCCAGUUUACCCUUUAAUAUCACUUGCAUCUGCGGUAAUAUUGCAAUAUACUAUAUCUUUACUGUUGCAUGUAUUUAACUUGUAUGUGUUAAAUUGCUCAAAUGUGUUAGGCAAGUUGAAGAUACUUGGCUAUACAUGUUUUUUUGUUUUCUUCAUAUUAACGGGAUUGUCGAGAAGUGCUCUUUUGAUAAAAGCAUAUCAUGCGCCUCUUGAUAUAUACAAAGAAUUGAGCAAUGAAUCUUUAAUAUUACCUAAAUCGGAUGUAAUUAAUGUGUGUGUUGGUAAAGAAUGGCAUAGAUACCCAUCAUCCUUUUUUCUGCCGGACUACAGAUGGAAGAUGCAUUUUAUAAGAUCAGAGUUUCGAGGACUUCUACCUGGUAGGUUUCACAAUGAUUCUAUGUCGAAAGUCAAGGAGAAUUACAACGAUCAAAACAAAGAAGAACCCGAUAAAUAUAGUGAUAUCAGGUUAUGCCACUUUAUGAUAGACUUGGAUAACGAUCAAAGUUCAGACUUAGAACCAAAUUAUUCUAAAGAAUCGGAAUGGAUUAUUGUGAAGUCAUUACCUUUUUUGAACCAUCAAAAGACACCACUUUUGUUCAGAGUGUUUUACAUUCCAUUUUUUUGGGAAGACAAAGCACAUUUCUCAUCGUACAAUUUGUUAAUGAGAAAAUCAAAAGAAAAUGCCAAUUCUCAAUCAACAAAAAGCUCACCAAUAUAUUACGCGUUCUAGGCGUGACAAGAUUUGUCCACAUAUUUGGUGCAAAACGGUCUGCACACAAACAAUUUUAUAUGCAAAUAGAUGUCAUCGUGCCAUAUUUGUCAACACUGUCAAACAUUUCCAAAUUGAUCUUCAAUGUUAGAUUUCUCAUACCUAGUCGUUUGGUUAAAGUAGAUUUAUGUUAUUUAUUAUUUAUAUAAAGUAUAAUAUACUAUUAUUAUUACUUAAGUGAUUUUACACACUGCCGUGAAAAGUUGUUCAAAUAAAUGUUUU